Molecule: messenger RNA, 2852 nt
Organism: Chironomus riparius
Lineage: Eukaryota; Metazoa; Arthropoda; Insecta; Diptera; Chironomidae
Source: the annotation of a GenBank genome assembly
AAUACACAAGAAAUAGCUAUUUAAAUGGUUAAUUGAUAAGGCUAAAGUGAUAAACAUCAGUUUUGGAAUAAAUUAAGCUAUAAAAUAUGAAAUCCUCAAAAAUGAGAGCACCAGCAACACCGUUGCGUCCAAUGUUACCACCAAAGACUCCAAAGAGUCGUCAAAAUUCAAAAGAGAAUCUAGUUCAGAAAGAUCCAGUGCAAGUAUUUUGUAGAAUACGUCCUCUACAAUCAGAAUCGGAUCUUUCAUGCAUUAGAGUUGUUUCAUCGUCCACAGUUGCACUUAUACCACCAGAAAGUGCUAUAAACUACAAAAUUUCAAAUAAUAAAGAGACACAAUAUGUUUUUAAGCAUAUCUUCGAUGUAGAUUCAUCUCAACAAGAAGUUUUUUGUACUGUUGCACAGCCAUUAGUUGAAGGAUUAAUUAAAGGCAGAAAUGGAUUAUUAUUCAGUUAUGGAGUCACUGGGUCUGGUAAAACAUACACAAUGACAGGAAAUAAAAAUUAUCGCGGUAUUAUGCCUCGAUGUUUGGAUGUAUUAUUCAAGACAAUUUCAGAUUAUCAAGCAAAAAAGUUUGUUUUCAAGCCAGACAGAUUAAAUGGAUUUGAUAUUCUAACAGAAGCAGAUGCAAUGCUUCAUCGUCAAACUGAAAUCAAUUCUCGGUUAAUGAAACUCGAACGAAAAGACACAGAUAUUGAAAUUGCAUCCACAGCUUCGUCGGAUGUAACAAUACUUUCAGGAAUUGAUGAGGACAAUAGCUAUGCUGUAUUUAUCACUUAUGUAGAAAUUUAUAAUAAUAACUGUUAUGAUUUACUCGAACCAUCAAAUAAUCGUAAUCAACCAUUGCAGACAAAAAUUGUCCGAGAAGAUAACAACCAUAACAUGUUUGUGCAUGGCGUAACAGAAGUUGAAGUAAAGUCUGUUGAGGAAGCAUUAAAUGUUUUUCAUACAGGACAAAAGCGUAAACGUAUGGGACAUACAAUUCUUAAUGCUGAAUCAAGUCGCAGUCACUCAGUGUUUACGAUUCGUUUAGUACAAGCUCCAGUUGACAUUAAUGGAGAGUAUGUUGUUCAAGACAGAGAUAAAAUCACUGUUUCUCAACUGUCCUUAGUCGAUUUAGCUGGUUCUGAGCGAACAAAUCGUACAAAAAAUACAGGACAGAGACUUCGUGAAGCUGGAAAUAUCAACAAUUCAUUGAUGACAUUAAGAAGUUGUUUGGAAAUACUACGUGAAAAUCUGUUAAAUGGAGGAAAUAAGAAAGUUCCAUAUCGUGACACAAAGCUCACACAUCUAUUUAAGAAUUAUUUUGAUGGUGAAGGUCAGGUGAAAAUGGUUGUUUGUGUUAAUCCUCGAUCUGAUGACUACGAUGAAUCUGCUCAUGUAAUGAAAUUCGCAGAAAUAACACAAGAAGUUCAAAUUGCUCGUCAAACGCCAAUAAAACCAACAUUUGAUAACGGUUUAACUCCAGGCAGGCGCAGAGCCAAUCAACUGUUCCGUCAAGCUAUGCAAGUUCUCGAAGAAAAUGGACAAGAGGAUGCACAAAAUUUGGAAAUCGAUCUAGGUCUAAUUUAUAAACUUCCAAGCUUCUCUGACUUCCAAUUAAGGAACGACAACAUGAAUGAUAUAAUGAAGGAACUAAUGAUCUGUCUUGAAGAUCGAAUAAGAUGUCGCAAACGCUUAGUUGAAGAUUUUGAUGUUAGACAGAAAGAAGUCCGUCAGUUAAUCUACAAUCUUGAGUCAGAGAAUAUUCGGUUAAAAACUGAAAAUGCUGCAGUAACAGCAACAUUAAACCAAGAUCGUGAGCGAAUGAAGGUUCUUGAGACUAAAAUUAUGAGGUACGAGACAACAAUUGACACAUUGAAUCGUCGAAUUCGUGACAAAGAUGAACACAUAUCUCAAAUGGAAACAGAUUUGAAUGAAAAACAGCAUCAAAUUAACAGAAAGGAACAAGAAAAAGAAAGGCAACGCCGAAAGUUUGAUAAUAAAAUGGCAGAAGAGCAUGAUAAGAAGCAGCGCGAAUUGGAAAAUAAGUUGGGUGAACAGAAGCGCAAGAUGGAGAGCCAUAUGAGGACACAAGAAGAGAAGCUCCGACUUGUUACAGACAUUAUUAAUGAUAAUGAGUUCAAAGCAGGUCCUGUUUCAAACUUAAUUCAUCAAUUUAAUGCUCACAGCGAAGGAAAUGCACCACAAAGUGAACGCAAGGCACGCACAAAAACAAUAGCCAUGACUAAUCCUCGUCAUCGUCGCUCAAAGAGUGUUGGAAAUGAAGGUUGGCUAGAGCAUAGAGCACCAUCCAUUGCCCAUCCAGGCACAGUUCUUCAGCCAUAUUAUAAUAGAACUAAAACAGUGACAAGUCCAGAAAUGAAAGACAUAACAAAUAACAGAACGUCUCGUUAUUGUUUAAUUACACAAGAAGCUGAUACGGACGGUGAACUCGAGACAAAACUUUAUAAAGGGGAUGUGAUUCCAACAAAAACUGGUGGAGCACAAGUUGUAUUUGAUGAUAUUGAAUGCUUGACCCAACAAUCACCGACUGCGUCACCAAAUACAUCUCGUAAGAGAAAAUCAGAAAAUGAACGUAAAACACCAAGCAAAAAGUCACAUACAGAAAUUGGAGCUCGCUGCUCGACUGGCAUUGAAGGACAUUAUUCAAAGAAGCAACGCGUUUAAGUAUUAAUUUUGGUUUAUGCUUAAUAUAUUUUACUUUCUUUUUAAAUUAAUUGAUUAAUUUUUAUAUUUUUUAUACACGAAAUAAUUAUUGAAGAAUCUAAUCCUUUUAUACCUGUAUGAUUUUUUGUCUGAGAAAUAAAGCAUAACGAACAAAAAUAUUUUGAAUUGCACAACAUAAGUCUU